Molecule: messenger RNA, 487 nt
Organism: Halteromyces radiatus
Lineage: Eukaryota; Fungi; Mucoromycota; Mucoromycetes; Mucorales; Cunninghamellaceae
Exons: 2
Coding region: 53-346 (97 amino acids)
Source: RefSeq, a predicted model, not a curated record
CUUUCCUUUCUUUACUUUCUCUUCUUUUUUUUUAUAUAUUUAUAUUUUGGAGAUGACAUUAAGAAAACAAGUUCAAUUUUCUGGUGAUAUCGAAUGGAUUGAUGCUUUUGCCAAUGAAGAUUAUGAUCGAACGGCACAACAAGUGGCAAAAUUAUCUUAUCAUGAUAUGUACGAAUUAUUAUUACUUAAAUCUCAAUGGCGACAGGAAUCACAACAAAUGAUGGCAACACGACAGAACGAUGAUGAUAAUCAUGUUGAAGAAGAAGAAGAAAAGGAUCAUUCAUCACAGUUAGAUCAAGAUGAUUGUACUCAAACCAAUCAAGAUUCAUUUUAUACUCUCUCAUAAUAAAUGACUCUUUCUACUAUUAUUCCAACAUUCAUCAUCUUAAUAAUAAAGAAUCAUCUAUUUGAUUUAUUGAAAAGAUCAAAAAAAAAAAUCUAUUCUAUUCAUUCAAAAAAAAAAGUAUCUAUUUAUCUAUAUGUAUUU